UCCAUAUUCUCGGCCUCUCCUCAUCUCCCACACCCAAAACCCUAGAAAACUAAAAUCCCCCAAUUCGGUUCUACAGAGACAACGAACCAUAUGGAGCCUCAUCAACACUCGGACCCCUACGAUCCUCGACGACGCGACGCAGCCAGAAGAAGAGGACGAAGAGCUCUACGAAUGCGAACCGGUUCCGCUUGGCUCGAACCGAUUCGUAAUCGUGGUCCUCCUCAAUCUCCUUCUUCUCGUGGUUUUUCUCAUUCUUAUCCUUGGAUUGGGCUUGGCGGCGUGAUGCUUGGUAACCCUAGCAGCCAUGCCAAAUCGGAGAGACGAUUAUGAAGAAGAAGAGGAGAGCGAGAUGCGGGAGGAGCGAAGGGCCAAUUCGAAGCGGGGGAGAUUGAAUUCUGAUGAGAUUGAGAUCCAGAAGCGGAGAGGGCGAGGGUCGAAUUCGAAAAAGAGGAAAUUGAAAACGGUUGCGGAGGAGGAGGAAGAAGAAGAAGGCGGUGGUGGAAGGCCUUUUAAGUCGGUGUUUGUGGAUGAUGAGGCUAUAGAGGAUGAAGAUGAGGAGGAGGAGGAAGACGAUGAUGGUGAAUUGGAUGGGUUUAUUGUUAAUGAACCGGAGUUUGAUAACGAACCUGAUGAAGUUGAACAUGAUGGUGGCGGUGGGGGAAGGAUGGGGUUUGUCUUGCCGGAGGAAGAAGAGGAGGAAGAUAUUGAUGAGUUUGAAAGAAGGGUUCAAGACAGAUUUAGGGAUGUUCAUGUGGAAGAAUAUGAGGAUGAUACGGAGGUUGGACAGCAAGCUCUCAUACCCGGUGUGAAGGACCCGAAAUUGUGGUUGGUGAAGUGUGCCAUUGGUAAAGAGAGAGAGGUAGCGGCUUGUCUAAUGCAGAAGUGUAUUGAUAGUCCUGGAGAAUUGCAGAUCAUGUCUGCCAUUGCUUUGGAUCACUUGAAAAGCUUCAUAUAUGUUGAAGCUUACAAAGAAGCCCAUGUGAGGGAAGCUUGCAAAGGUCUGAGGUAUGUAAUUCUGCAGAAAAUAAUGCUUGUUCCUAUUAAAGAGAUGAUUGAUGUGCUAUCAUGUGAAAGCAAGAGCGUUGUAAAUGAUAAAUGGGUUAGGAUUAAGACGGGAGUAUAUAAAGGGGACCUUGCCAAGGUUGUGGGGCAUGUCCCGGGGAGACAGCAAGUUAGAGUAAAGUUAAUUCCAAGGGUUGAUUUACAAGCUCUUGCAAAAGGUGCAGAAUCAUCGAAGAAGAAGGAAUCUGGUGCACGUCCUGAUCGUGUUCCUGCACUUCUUAGGAACAUGAACCUAGUUAGACAGCUGGGUGUACGAGUACAGUCCAUGCGAGAUCCAUUGGCACGUGGUUAUAUUGAGAAGAUUGAUGGCUUAUCUGGGAUGAUCUUUAAAGAUGGUUUCCAUCUUAAAGUUGUUUCUGAUAAAAGUAUAAAAGAGGCAAAACCCUCCUUGCAAGAACUUGAAGAAUUCCAGGAACUUGAUGGUGAUGGAGAUCAUACAAUUCCAAAUAGAAAGAAAGGCGAAAGCUUUAUGAAGGGCGAUGCAGUUAUUGUUACGGAGGGAGAUCUGAGAAACUUGGUGGGACGGGUUGAGAAAGUUGAGUUAGGGACUGUUCAUAUCAAAGCGGAAAUGGAUGGCCUCCCGGAAACCGUUGCCAUCAAUCAAACAGCACUUCAGAAAUGCUUUAAAGAAGGGCAGCAUGUGAAGGUUGUUAGCGGUAGUCAACAAGGAGCAACUGGCAUGGUUGUUAAGGUUGAUCAGCAGAAGCAGUUGAUCACCAUUUUAUCUGAUGCAACCAAUGAAGCUAUCUGCAUGUUCUCUGAUCAUGCUGUGGAGAGUCCUGAAGUGAAUAAUGGUGAUACAAUGGGCGACUCCCACUGCUUAAGGUAUCACAAAAUCCCUAGUCAAAGUCCGAGGUUUUCUGGAGGUGCAAGAAGGCAUGAUGGGCAGGAUGGUUUUGGUAAAGGGAGCCGAGUAAAGUUCCGUCUAGGUCCCUAUAAAGGCUGCAGGGGGCGUGUUGUGGAGGUUAAAGGAUCAAAUGUAAGGGUUGAACUAGAGUCCCAGAUGAAAACUGUUGUUGUUGAUCGUCUACAUUGUAUUUCAGAAUCAGGUAAUGUUGCUGCUGCAGUUACAACACCAUAUCGCUCUGGUUGUGAGACCCCAAUGCCUUACAUGAGGACUCCUAUGAGAGAUCCUGGAGCAACGUCAAUGCCUUACAUGACAACUCCCAUGAGAGAUCCUGGAGCAUCCCCAAUGCGUUAUAUGACGACUCCCUACAUGAUGACUCCCAGAAGAGAUUACCCCCGAGCAACACCAAUACAUGGUGGCAUGAGAACUCCAUCUAUGACUCCCAUGAGAGAUCCCCGAGCAACACCGAUACAUGGUGGCAUGAGGACCCCUCCUAUAUAUUAGAGCUUGAUUCAACUUUUGUUUUAUCAAAUGAUGGUUGUCUGGUGAACAAAGUUUCUUUUGUUUCUUUAGUCUCUGUUUUCAUUCAGUUGUAUGGUACUAUUAGUCUCGAUCUUGUUAUUUCACAACACGAUGGAGUUCAUAACAAAGUAGCUUUCUAUUUUGUUUUUGUGUGGAUUGCUAAUGUGUACUGCAAGUACUCAAUAUAUAUUCUUAUAUUCAUU
Molecule: messenger RNA, 2634 nt
Organism: Rosa chinensis
Lineage: Eukaryota; Viridiplantae; Streptophyta; Magnoliopsida; Rosales; Rosaceae
Product: putative transcription elongation factor SPT5 homolog 1
Exons: 2
Coding region: 305-2413 (702 amino acids)
Biological process (GO): regulation of transcription by RNA polymerase II; transcription elongation by RNA polymerase II; regulation of DNA-templated transcription elongation
Cellular component (GO): DSIF complex
Molecular function (GO): mRNA binding
Source: RefSeq, a predicted model, not a curated record